CGAAAUGGUUUCCCUUCGAUAUUCCAGAAUUCAUGUCUGUCAUGAUGAGAGGUAAAGUCCUGUCUUUUGUGACGACCAUUGAGAUUGGGGAAACAAUUAGGAUAGCAUUUGCUGAUAAUAUCUCCAUGGACGGUUUAGAUCUGGACUACUCUAGCAGCUUUUUAACGACCAUGUUGGUCAGGUAUACUAAACGCGAUGAAGAGCAAGGAAUGGUUGCCUAUAACGUGUGUGUCAUUAAGAAUGUGGUCUCAGAAGAGAAAACACGUUUUUCUUACAAAUUCCAAACAAAUGACAGAAUGGAGCUCAUCAUCGAUAAUACGGACAUCAUUUGCUCGCUAAGGAUAAUAGAUGGUAAUCUUGGCAACAUAAAGCAAGUGGCAGUGUCAACUCCAGUGCAUUCAUUUUCUUACGGUUAACAUAACAUUGUCUGAUUAAUACAUGUGAAUAAUAUACCUCGACGAAACGUUCUUUUUUCUCGGGAUGAUAUUUUAACUGUUCCCCAAUAACAUGUGUGUUUUUCUUUUUAUUCUAAUACCACUAUGAAUUGAAAAUUUAAAAUAACUGUAACAAAACUGAACAACAUUUACUUUACAUUUUUCUAAACGAUACACUGUCGAAAAGUUACUUUCCUUUUACUUUUUAUUCACAUGCUGUUGUCUAAAAAUCAUAAAGCAUUUGAGAUAUCAGCCUGUUGGGUGCUUCUUGUCGGUGGUCCUGUGUUACUAGGUCGUAUGGGGGUUGCGUUCAUUGCAAGAGUGCCAGGUCA
Ruditapes philippinarum (Manila clam) is the source of this 766-nucleotide messenger RNA. RefSeq lists its product as uncharacterized. The record is from RefSeq and is a predicted model, not a curated record. NCBI's taxonomy places the organism in Eukaryota, Metazoa, Mollusca, Bivalvia, Venerida, Veneridae. The transcript is spliced from 4 exons. Bases 33 to 416 code for a protein of 127 amino acids.